This is a messenger RNA of Girardinichthys multiradiatus, 2329 nucleotides long. RefSeq names its product ectonucleoside triphosphate diphosphohydrolase 6 (gene entpd6). Gene Ontology annotation, molecular function: GDP phosphatase activity; UDP phosphatase activity. The transcript has 14 exons. The record is from RefSeq and is a predicted model, not a curated record. Bases 410 to 1759 code for a protein of 449 amino acids. Gene Ontology annotation, biological process: nucleoside diphosphate catabolic process. Lineage: Eukaryota; Metazoa; Chordata; Actinopteri; Cyprinodontiformes; Goodeidae. Gene Ontology annotation, cellular component: membrane; Golgi apparatus.
CCUGACGUCAUCGCGGCGCGCCGGUUUGUAAACCCUGGAAGGUAGUCAAACCGGAAUUUUACCGCCUGAGAUGUUUUACUGGGAUGUUUCCGGGUUGAUUUCCGGACUGCUGGAGUCCAAAUGAACUGGAGCAGCUGACUGGUUCUGUUCGGAUCGGUAACUGUCGGGUUCGUUGGUUUUACCGGCUCAUGGUCGGUUAAUCUUAUCAACGUUAGGACUAACCGGCUUCCGUCUGAGCUAACACAGUUCUACAUCAUCAUCAUCACUAUUCCACUGAAGAUGAAGGCAGCCAGUUAUUUCUACCGAGAAAACUCGGAACUUUGGUGACCUUCAGGUUUCCCUCGAUGCUCAAACUGACCAAUAAACAAAGAUUUCUCUGCAUAACGAGCUCCUCCCAGGAUGAGUGGGGAUGAAGAGAUCCAAGCUGGCUGGCAUCUUCCUGUUCCUGGUCCUCUUGAUGGUCUACCUCCUAUUCCUGAAGCAUCACUACUCUUCCUUCAGAUCGUCCUCCUACAGACUGCCUCCACACCUCCGACCCGGCUCAGACAGAACCAGAGCAGACUGGUCUGACUCCUCUAAUGGAGACAGAAUUUGGUACGGCAUCAUGUUUGAUGCUGGGAGCACAGGGACCAGAGUCCAUAUCUUCAGAUUCCAGAUGGAGAAGGAAGGACCACCCAGACUGGACCACGAGAGCUUCAGAGCCAUCAAACCGGGCCUGUCAGCAUACGCCGACGAUCCACAGAAGUGCUCCGUUGGCAUCAUGGAGCUCCUGGAUGUGGCCAAGUCUAGUGUCCCUCCUUCCAUGUGGACCAGAACCCCAGUGGUUCUGAAGGCCACUGCUGGUCUGAGGCUGCUGCCUGGAGAGAAGGCCGACCAGCUGCUGGACAAGGUGAGGGCGCUGUUCCAUGAGUCUCCCUUCCUGUCCAGAGAGGACAGCGUGUCCAUCAUGGACGGAACCGAUGAAGGAAUUUCUGCUUGGAUCACCAUCAACUUCCUCACCGGUGGUCUUCACAGCUCUGACUCACCCACUGUGGGGAUGUUGGAUUUAGGCGGUGGCUCGACUCAGAUCACCUUCAGUCCUCGUGAUGAGAAAACGAUCCAGACGUCCCCAGUCAACGACAUCAGGUCCUUCCAGAUGUUCAACAGCACACACACCGUCUACACACACAGCUAUCUGGGUCUGGGUCUGAUGUCAGCUCGACUCGCCAUCUUAGGAGGCGUGGACGCUCCGCCCCUAGGGGGCAGCAUUGAGCUGGUCAGCCCUUGCCUUCCCCCAGAGUUUUCAGGCAGGUGGGAGCACGCUGACGUCGUCUACACCGUGAGGGGUCAGAGGGCAGGGGAGCCGGUUUACCAGGCGUGCCUGAACAAGGUCCAGAAGGUUCUGUACAGGAAGCUGACCAAGGCGUCGGAGGCGGCAGACGCAGAUUUCUAUGCCUUCUCCUUCUACUACGACCGCGCCGUUGACCUCGGGGUCAUCGGUAAGAUGAGAAGAAGGGAGGAACUAUCAGAGUCUCUGACUACAUCCAAGCUGCUGAAAGAGUAUGCAGUGGUCUCCUGGAGCCACAGAGACCCUUCCUCUGUCUGGACCUGGUCUACAUCUCAGUCCUGCUGCAGGAGCUGGGCUUCCCCCCUCGCAAGCAGCUCUGGCUGGCCAGGACCAUCAACCAGGUGGAGACCAGCUGGGCCCUGGGGGCCACCUUCCAACACCUGGAGUCCUGGCGGAAACAUUGAGUCAGAGCUACUGCAGCUUUUAUUUUGAAAGGCUCUGCAGAAGAUCCUGGUCCUGAAGAAGACCUGGUCCAGAUUCUGGAAGCAGCCUCUGAGCUUCAGCUGGAUCUUCAAGGUUCCUGAGCUGGAGGAUCCCUUGGAAACAUACAGAAUCUGACGCAUCAUCAGCUGCUCCUGUGACCUCACUUCCUGUUUAUUCAUCAGCAGCGUCAUUAAAGCUUCAGAUGGAAGUGUCCUCCUCGGUUCAUCUCUCUGUUCAGUGCUGGUGGUUCUGGGUUGGUUCUGAUGUCUGGCCCAAAACUGAUUCUUCAGUCUGACUAAGCAGAAAACCAGAAACAGAACCACUGAUCGAAGGGCUCUGACAUCACUGCAGUUCAUCGGAAAGAAACGGAAGUUCUGAACGGUUCAGGUCAGGCUCUUACUGCCCAGAGGAAGCAAAUAAGGCGUGUUCUGAAAAUCCAAUUAGGCUGUUUUCAGAUGAAGUUCUGAAGAUCCACAUAGAUGGUUCAGAUGCAGAAAACAGCACAGUUUGAAGUCCUGAACUGGUUCUUAUUCUGGGUUUUGUUUGAAUAAAUUGUGAGAAUAAAAGUGUCUGAACAAA